CAUGGAGUUUAUAACCCCAUCAAAAAAGAAGAUUGAGAUAUCAACAGUUGCUAGUAAUUGAAAUGAACCCAAGUGAUGCAGGUAUUCAUGAUCGUGUUGUCAUUAUGGGGUUACUGAAAGAAGUAGCUCAAUCACACUCACUGGACACUAGCCAUAAAGACUUUAAAGUUGUGGUACUGACUGAAGUUGAUAGACUCACUAAAGAUGCACAGCAUGCAUUGAGACGAACAAUGGAACUAUACACAGGAACAUGUCGUCUUAUACUAGUCUGUAACUCAACCAGUAAACUAAUACCAGCCAUCAAGAGCAGGUGUUUGGCUGUUAGGGUUCCCGCUCCAACCAUAGAUGAGGUGAGGAAUACAUUAUGUAAUGAAUAAGUGUAGAUUAUACAC
Amphimedon queenslandica is the source of this 392-nucleotide messenger RNA. RefSeq names its product replication factor C subunit 3-like. Gene Ontology annotation, biological process: DNA repair; DNA-templated DNA replication. Gene Ontology annotation, cellular component: DNA replication factor C complex; nucleus. Lineage: Eukaryota; Metazoa; Porifera; Demospongiae; Haplosclerida; Niphatidae. The record is from RefSeq and is a predicted model, not a curated record. Gene Ontology annotation, molecular function: DNA clamp loader activity. Bases 63 to 377 code for a protein of 104 amino acids. The transcript has 4 exons.